AUGACGACGUGCCAUCUGCUGUGCGCCCUGUUGGUGCUUGCCCUGUGCUGCUGCCCGUCCGUGUGUGCGGCAGAUGUCAAUAGGAAGGCUGGCUCUUCUUCCCCGACGACCACAACGACGAAUAAAAUAGAGCCGCCAAAGGAAGACAAGGAGGAUACGUCUGAAACGCAAAAAAAUGCCAAAAAUCCAUCGCCCCCUGUGUUAGUAGGAGCGCCAGGGAAGGAUCAGUCGGGGUUGCCAAAUAAGGAGUCCGUUGGGAAACCGGUAACAAAUGCGGAAAGUGGAAAUGUUGACGGAGAAGGACAAAGUUUGGCUGUUACGGGACAAAAAUUAAAUAACAUGAGCAGUACGUCACAGGCAGAAGAUAAUAAAGGCACGAUAGGUUUACAAGGUGACAAGAAUAUAUCCGCAGACACUCAGACUAAGUCUGAAGCUCCCGCCGAGACGACUACGACAACGACCACAACACAGGCACCAACCACGACGACAACCAGUGCGCCAGUGGCACCAAGUACUGCGAAUACAGAGGCGCCAACCACAACGACCACCCGCGCACCGUCACGUCUUCGUGAAGUUGACGGCAGCCUCAGCAGCUCUGCGUGGGUGUGUGCCCCGCUGCUGCUUGCCUUAUCCGCGCUGGUGUAUACCGCUGUGAACUAA
This is a messenger RNA of Trypanosoma cruzi, 660 nucleotides long. Its product is annotated as mucin TcMUCII, putative. The coding region runs from base 1 to 660 and encodes 219 amino acids. NCBI's taxonomy places the organism in Eukaryota, Euglenozoa, Kinetoplastea, Trypanosomatida, Trypanosomatidae. The record is from RefSeq and is a predicted model, not a curated record. The transcript has a single exon.